Molecule: messenger RNA, 2232 nt
Organism: Cyprinodon variegatus (sheepshead minnow)
Lineage: Eukaryota; Metazoa; Chordata; Actinopteri; Cyprinodontiformes; Cyprinodontidae
Exons: 8
Coding region: 126-2144 (672 amino acids)
Biological process (GO): G protein-coupled receptor signaling pathway
Cellular component (GO): membrane
Molecular function (GO): G protein-coupled receptor activity; olfactory receptor activity
Source: RefSeq, a predicted model, not a curated record
AGACUGACUUCAUGCUCACAUGUAGAGUAGUGGUUGUUAGUGGUAUCAUAUAAUCUCUGCUGGUGAUGCUUCUGAUUAGAUAUUUUUGAUUUUUUUUAUGUUGUCACCAUUUGAGAAUUAUCUGCAUGAUUUGGAGAGCUGUCCUGCUUUGGAUGGAGAACCAAACAACUCCUCUCAAACAGCCGAUUGUUUUUGAGCUUGAGGGCUUUGAUGUACAGCCAGGCAAUGGAACCUUCUUGUUUCUGCUGGCUUUGCUUGCCUAUAUAGUGGUGCUGCUGGGGAACGGUGUGGUGAUCUGUGUUAUUAUGACAGACAGGAACCUGCACAGACCCAUGUUUGUCAUGAUCUGUCACCUGGUGGUCUGUGAUCUGCUGGGGGCCACAAUGGUGCUUCCUCGUCUCAUGAUGGAUUUGCUGACGGGGCUGAAGAAGAUUGCCUACAUCCCAGCAGUCGCUCAGGCCUUCUGUGCUCACACAUACGGUGCAGCAAUGCUGACUAUUUUAAGUGUGAUGGCCUAUGACAGGUUUGUGGCGGUGUGUGAACCUCUCCGGUACCACUCCAUCAUGACUUCAGCCCGGCUGCACAGCUGCUGCGCUCUGGCCUGGAUCGUCGCCCUGCUGCUCAUCGCCGUGCUCUUCUCCUUCCACAUGAACGUCCCUCUGUGCGGCCGAGUCAUCCAACAUGUCUUCUGCACCAACCGAGGCAUCUUAAACCUGGCCUGUAUUCCCACCCCCAUCAGUAACAUCUACGGUCUAGCGAUAUCCUGGUCUUUAAGUACGAUGACCUUCGUUAUCGUCUCUUUCUCCUACAUCAGGAUCCUGAGCGCAUCCCUAAAACAAGGAAGAAGAGAUGGAUGCCUCCGUAGCAAGGCCUUUCAGACCUGUCUGCCACACAUUGUUGUGUACAUUAUCUUUCAAAUCUCUUCUUUGAUAAUCAUUUUAAGUCACAGGUUCCCCUCCCUGUCUGGAAACAUGCGGAAGUUCUUCAGCAUCCUCAUCUACAUCAUUCCCCCCAUCAUUAACCCCAUCAUCUACGGCCUGGUCAGUAAAGACCUGAGGGUCAGCUUCAUCAAACAUUUCUCUAACAGAGUGAAAAAAGGAGGACGUCCUCCAUGCUCAGAGGACUGCAGACUCAGAGCUCCGCUGUCUGUGUGUUCGAGCUCUGCUCUGCUUUGGAUGGAGAACCUAACGAUGGGCGUUCCUCUCAAACAGCCCGUUGUGUUUGAACUCCAGGGUUUUGAUGUUCCACCAGGACAGGGCCCGUUCCUCUUCUUCUUGGCCCUGUUCGCCUACAUAGUGGUGCUGCUGGGGAACGGGGUGGUGAUCUGUGUGAUCAUGAAGGACAGGAACCUGCACAGACCCAUGUUUGUGAUGAUCUGCCACCUGGUUGUCUGUGAUCUGCUGGGGGCCACGGCGGUCCUUCCUCGCCUCAUGAUGCACUUCCUGAUGGGGCAGCAGAAGAUCUCCUACCUCCCAGCCAUCGCUCAGGGCUUCUGUGUGCACACAUACGGUGUUGCUAUGCAGACCAUUCUGGGGGUGAUGGCCUAUGACAGGUUUGUGGCGGUGUGUGAACCUCUCCGGUACCACUCCAUCAUGACUUCAGCCCGGCUGCACUGCUGCUGCGCUCUGGCCUGGAUCGUCGCCCUGCUGCUCAUCGCCGUGCUCUUCUCCUUCCACAUGAACGUCCCGCUGUGCGGCCGGGUCAUCCAACAUGUCUACUGCAGUAACCGCAGCAUCCUGAACCUGGCCUGCAUUCCCACCCCCAUCAGCAACAUCUACGGUCUGUCCAUGACCUGGUCAGUGAGUACGGGGGUAUUCAUCAUCAUUGCCUUUUCCUACAUCAGAAUCCUGAGUGUGUCGUUCAACCAAGGCAGAAGCGACAGCAGCGUUCACAGGAAGGCCUUCCAGACAUGCGCUCCUCACCUUGUUGUCUAUGUCCUCUACCAAAUAGCUUCAGUUAUCAUCAUCGUCAGCCUCAGGUUUCCUUCUGCCUCCCAAAACAUCAGAAAAUUCUUUAGUAUCCUCUUCAUCAUAGUUCCACCGGCUCUCAACCCCAUCAUCUAUGGAAUGGUCAGUAAGGAUCUACGGGCGGCCAUCAUGAAGCUCUUCUCCGUACAAGUCAGGAGAGUGUGUCACAAAGAGUGACUCAGCCUUCAGCUCAUACCUGUCAUCAGUGUCAGGACUCCUUCUUAGCAAAACGGGAAUAAAUCUGACCAGAUAUCUGGUUUUAUGA